AUGAAGCCCGAGCUCGCAGCUUCCACACACCCGACGUCAACCGAAAUCUUCGGCUCCUCCCGAUCGCACCCCCGUUGUAGUCUGUUCUCGUCGGGUUGGGGCUGGUGGGGUGAUUAAAAAGAUAAAGAAAAAAAAACAAAAAACAGCCCACUUCAUCUCUCCUGAGCCCCUCCCAGUCCUCCGAUUUUUGGAUUCGUGGCUUAUCAAAGAGACCGACACAGCAAGAUGAACGCCGUCGGGGCCACGCUGCUCUGCGCUCUGCUCUGCACCGUCGUCUCAGCAUCCUCAAAAGUGAAAGAAGAGAAAAAAACAGCCUUCUUCGGCGAGCACGUUCUCAUCAACGUGCCGUCCGGGGACGCGGUGGAGGUGGUGUUCAGACCCAGGACCAACCAGUCCCAGGAGCUGCCCCUGCUGCAGGCGGGCCGCGUGGCCAACGGCUCCAAGGCGCAUUUCAAGUCUCCCGGCCACCUGGUGCUGAUGGACGCGCAGGAGGAGGACGAGGGCGUGUACGUCAUCCGCAGGAACUCCAGCGUGGUCAAGCGCUUCAUCCUGACCGUCCGGGACUGCGCGUUGGAGCAGAUGGUAAAGUACGGAGAAACCUACGCCAUCCACCUCAAGAACACCGCGGGCCCCAUCACUCUGGAGUUCAGGCCCACUCUGGUCAGAAUCAACCGGACGGCCGUUCAGCACACCUCGGAGCCGCCGCCGGUGGUGCUGUACCACAUGACAGCGGUGCUGGGAGAGGACUACGUGGGGCGUCUGUUUGUGUCAGAGAAGCAGGUGACCCUGCACUCGGUCAGGAUGACGGACGAGGGGAGCUACACCGUGCUGGACCGCGCAGGCGACAUCAAGAUGAGGAGCUGCCUGAACGUCAGAGAUCACCAGAAUUUCCUGCACCUCACCAGUGGUGACAACCUGAAGAUGAAGCUUUACCAGCCGUACUCCAACGUCAACAUCGCCUACAGGUCCGUAUCGGACAGCCACGACCGGCUCAUUGUGGACCAGGGGGUUCUGGUGACACCGCAGGACCCUCAGCUGGACGGCAGGGUGUUUGUGCAGGGCUCGGAGCUCACCAUGAAGAAGGUCAACACGGCAGACACCGGGAUCUUCAAAGUGACGGACCUGGCGGGAUUCACUGUGGCUCACGUGCACCUGACUGUAGAAAGGUACAGGAUGCCCACCCUGACCGUGACCAUCCUCGCGCUGGUGGGGCUGAUCGCCUUCAUGCUGCUGGUGUGCCUGCUGUCCUGUAUCUACAAAGUGCACAAAAGGAACCAAAAGAACAAGAAGCUGACGCUCAUUGCUCAGCAGGCGGGAAAGGGAGAAGGCGAAAACUUCAGACAGGUGGUCCACGAGGCUUACAGCAGAUUUACCGAGGAGUCUCUGAUGCAGUCUGUGUCUGACAAACCCUCCGAGUGCACAGAGGUCACCAUCAAGGGCCUGGAAGUGUCCAAACCCGGCCGCUACCAGGCUCUCUCCUCAGACAACUUCCUGGAGAUGAGUGACUCUGGAGUGGAGUUCACCUCGUCCGCCCACCCGCUGGACAGCGACACCGAUGGCACCGUGACCUACGCCUCCCACAAGCCCCUCCUGAACGCCAUGUCCCCCCCGGCCGUGACCGAGGCCGUGCACUCUGACAGCCUGGAGGCCACCGCCGUGCCCGACGGGGAACUCAGCGCCGCCCGGACCCCCGACUCCAUCCUGAGCGCCAGCCCCGCCACCAACCCCCGCUCGCUGGCGGCGACCACGCCCGACGGCAGCCUGCAGGACGCCGCGUCGCCGGGAGCCGCCUCCAGGGGCACCGCUGAGUCAGACUCAGCCAAGACGGACGGCGGCGCUGAGGGCGGAGAGAGGGAGUAAUCGGCUCCUAGCGACCCAUUUUUUGGCUCACGUCUCCUCUAAAACGACAACGUGGCAGGAAAUGUUUCAAAUUCAGGCACUAGCAAGUCUUUGGUCACCACACUUGAAACAACAACACAGACAAAAAUGAUGAUGCUUGGAUGCUCAGUGUUGCCCAUGAGUAAAAUAACUUGCACAAAGUUCACACUAUAUAAUUUAAUGCACACUGCACAGAAAGUCAAAUGCAAAAGAGCAACUUUGAGCUCCGUCAAAAGAACAAAGCAGAUCUGUGCAUUAAAACUGCAUGCGUUUCAAUUAAUUUACUAAUUAAUGGAAGAAACUAUAAUAGAUCAGAUGUAGAAAAAACAAUGCAGACAUUAGAGUAGACUGCAUGCAAGCUUCGGAGGGUAAUGGGAAAGGAGUGAGACCUUCUCAGGAGUUAAAUCACAUCAAAUGAUUUAUUUACGGUCAAAAUAUUCUCGAUAAAUAAAAGAAACAAGUAUAUUACAGGUGCUUUAGGGUGACAGAGUUAAAAUAGUCCGAAGGAGUCGCAGCAAGGCUGCAAGCAUCAUCAGCAAAGAGGAUCUCCCCCUUGGGGUGAAUCUGGUGUUGUAGUUUCUGAUGGCUCGCUGCAUCAGACAAACACUGCGAUGAUUGCAUCUCAACCCGCCCCACUCACUCUGUUUUUAACAUCCAGAGUAUGCCAGGAUACAUUCCUUCAUCUCAGACAAAAUCGCUUGUUUCAGCACCCGCUCAUCAUAUACAGAAAACCAUCUUUGAGGUGUUAUUUCUCUAAAAAUGUGCAAAUUGAGCUCGACUGAGUGGCACCACCCGUCCUCAAGUGCUGCCAGUUGUUUUUUUAUGUAUCACAUAUCAAAUCUGCCACAUACCAAGUCUUCAUCUGGAGAAAUCUGUCAAAACAUUCACCUCAACUCACUCUCGCAAAACACCAACGCCUGAAAAAAAACAACAACCAAAAAACCCAACCGUGAACUGAAAAACUGUCCUCGCCUAGUUUUAUCUUCCUCUCUUGUGAAAUCGUCUCUCGCUCCAGGAAGAAGUGAAUAAAAUGUAUUUCUGGGAAUUUCUGAGAGGCUCUCGCGAGGGUAAUUGGACUCCCCGUCUCCUUUGCAGAUGAAUUCACGGACACCGCAGAGUUAUAAAAGACACGGCGGGGAUGAAACUAAGUACUAUUCGGGGAACAGACAAAUGACUUGCGUGACUCAAAGCUUCUUCUUUCAUCUGGGCUCAUACUCGUCGGGCAGAGCUCUGAUCACUGUCGCCCAGUCGCUUUCCACAACAAAGUAUAUGCAGUUGGCUCAGUCUGUGAACAGGACUGAUGAUGUUUGUAUGGAAAAGAGAGGGGUGGAGGUGGAGAUUCAUUCAGCCAACGAUGUUAGUGCACAAAGAGACACUAUUAAUAAUGGGACGUAAAAAAAGGAGACUUCUUAGGAUGCUGAAUUCAUCGGUUAAUGGGGAUGGGAAUCGAGAACCGGUUCUUGUGCAGAACCGGUUCCCAGUGUUUUCAAUUCCUUGGAAUUGUUUGCAAAUUUUGAAAAUGAUUCCCUUUUCAAUUCCAGUGAGCAGGAAUGACGUCAUCAUGCACGUAGGCGGCAGUCAAUAAUAAACAUGGCACCCAAGCGAUACAAAUGCUCGAAAGUCUGGUUAUAUUUCAGUAAAAAAGACGACAACAGGGCAACUUUCCAUACUUGCCAAGUGGAUAUUUCGUCAAAGGGUUAGGGAUGCAGAUUUGCAAAAUAUACAGUUUGAUUGGAUUUAACUUGAUAUUAUUUGUCACUGGCUGACAGUUUUAUUGUUGAGUGCUCAGUUCAUAUCAUUCUCCUUUUAAAAAGGAGAAUUUUUAUUUCUAUUAGAAAAAGGUUGGACAUUCUAGUGGAAUUGCCACAGAAUAUUUAAUUUAAUACUAUUUAAAUGUUAUAUUGGUGAUGUUUGGUGAACUUUUAUUGUCCUUUUUUUCUAAAUGAGAAUCAAUAAGGGAAUUGAUAAAGAACCGAAUUGUUAAGCAGAAUCGAAAAUGGAAUUGGAAUCGUAAAAAUCUUAUCAGUUCCCAUCCCUAUCGGUUAAUGAUUUCAAUAGCAGUAAUAACACAAAUGGAGAAUCUUGUCCUCUAUCAAUCCUAAAGACAAUCAAAUCUGUGUCAACGACACAUCCAGUAAUGACAUCACAAGGGUGUCACACUCGGCAGCAAGUACAGCGCUAACAUACAGAAUCAAUACGUUGCCAACAAAUCACAAGCAGAUUGGUUUUUUGAUAUGAACUCUCUAAAUCUGGACAGGAAGUUGCACAGAUUAGCCUUUAAAUACCAUCCUUAGAGAUCCUAUAUCUUCUGAGCAUGACCCGGGGGAAUUAGCUGUCCCUAAACAGCAUAAAAAUGAUCAUUGAUUUUAACAAUGCAAUAAAUCAAGAGCAUUUGAAGAGGAGCAAUGGUGACGAGAUUAGGCUGUCAUCAUUCUGCUGCCUUUGACUCAUUAGAUUUCCUUCCUCGGUGUGGAGGACCAUAAUUCAGGUCAGAAGGUCUCGUUUCUGUCUCUUGAUGAGAGCCAGACCCAUCGCGCUGCCGAGGAAUCUCCAUCCGACCACGUCCUCUCCUCCAUCGCCUCACGUCCUCUGAGAUACAGCGAUAAGAAGCUCUGAUCCCGUCUACGCCUCACGUCUACGUCUGUAACCGGUACAGCAACCUAACGGCAAAACUAGAGCGACGUCAGUCUGGACAUGUGAAGGGGCCACCUGUAACAUACAGCGUAAAUAUUUCAGCCCAGUUUCACCACAGGCAACUUUCCAAAUGCGUUACUCUCUGUUGAUUAAUAUGUAGACUAAAUUAGUGUUUACAUUUGAACUUCCCCCUCUUAAAAUGUAACUCUACAUUAUGUAUCUACUGAACUCUAACCCUAAACCACCUGCAACUGACAGUGAAGUUGGAAAAAGAAAAGUCCCUGGACAAGACGGGUUCGGUUAGAGGAUCAAACUCUGCAGUGAAACUGCUGCAUUUGCUUCAUGGACAAACAUAUCAAUCAAUCCUGAGUCUUUUUCUUGUCUGGAAGCAAAAAGCACAAAAUUUAGCAUGCCGUUCUUUUAAACCACAAAUGAGGGGGACGUUUUUUUACUAAACUGGCCGGAAAAAAGAGAGACAGACGCAGCUUCAGUAAAUGCAACACAGUAAACCGACCUGCAAAAAAUGGUUUGUUGCCUUCUCAUUCAGGAAAAUAUAAUUAGAUUGAAUCUUUAAGCAUUGUGUAUGAAACUGAUGUAAAAACCCUUAAAAUAUAUAGAAUAUUUAUAUCGAAAUUAUUAGAUUUUUCAGGGAUAUGCUUUUUAAGAGUCUUGGGAUUCUUGGCUGAAUAUUCACACUGAAAGGAAAGAGUAAAGGUCCUAAAGGUCCUAAAGGUCCUAAAACUGACUAUUCCUAUCUGUACGUGUUACACCAAGGAAUAACAGAUGAACAUAUAAAUAUUAAGCAAUAUAACUGAUAAACGCACUGAGACAUCACUUACACUCACAUGUCAGUAACUGGAUGUAGCACAUCUAAGCAAAGGCCACUCUUAGUUAUCUGUUUUUUACUCUUGUAAAUAUCAUUAUAUGAUCUGCAUGAAGUGGAAAUACCUAUUUAUUAACGCAAGGCAUAUGCAAGUUUGUUUUUUUUACAAUGAAAUUGCUGCAUUGAUCCUUUACGCAUGAGUCUGCUUUAUGACAUGUACAUGUCUGGGUUGCUGCGAUGUUGUGUGCGGUCCUUUCAUCAAAGCUGGCCUGGGCGGGGAGGAGGGUGCCCGCUGCUGCUGUAGCAUCGGUAGCGUUGCUGAUUUAAUCGGAGCCAUUUGGAUUCUGCCUCCAAGGUUGGGCAAGAAAAGUAGGACCUGCAACUGACUGCAGAAAUCCAGCACUUAAGACACUUGACUGAUGCAACCGUUCCACGGCUGGAGGCUGGAGGAGGAGGUACUCAUCAUUUCUGUUUUCAUGCUCAGUUAAAUCACUUGUGUUUCCUAACAAUGAGCACUUAAUGACUGACAUGCACCGUGCACGUUCCUUUGCUCCCCUCUGCAUGACUUUCAAAGUUUUACAUUUCAGUGGGAUUGUUUUGGUUCGCAUCUCCUCCAGAUUUUGGUUUUUGCAGAUGAGGUUUGACUCAACACUCAUUCAAUAAUGUCUUCUGUUUUAAUACAAGAUGGGAUGUUUUGCUGAACUAAACCCAACGAGUUCUUCACCCUGAACGGUCUUUAAUGCCUAAACCUAGUGGGAGGUGAAAAGACGUUUCAGACCAGAACAUCAUUUUGCUCCUUAACAGCAUUUCUGACUCAUUUUAUAUGCCAUUAUUUAACUUUUUUAACCUCUUUUGCAUGUCAUUUUUAAAUAUUUAAAUUGCACAUAAAUAAUAAGGGGGAAAGUUCUAACUAGGUAAUUAUAAUAUAAUCAUUGUGUAUUGUUUGUUUGCAAUGACAAACAAACGAUACACAAUACUGAUGAGACAUUUGACUUAUUGUCUUAUUGAUUUAUAUUCUUUUAUAUGACUUUUUUUACCUGCUUUUUCUUAAAAAGCAUUGUAAUCUCCUUUCCCAUUACUUGUUUGUUUACAAACAGAUAAGAAAUAAAACAGAGGAGUAAAGUGUGAUGUAGGUCGGACAUGUUGUAAACGCCGAGCGAUGCAGUUUAGGAGUUUUAAUGAAGACCCUCCCUGUUUUGCGCACAGAUCUCAAAGCUAAUUAGGUAGAUAGUUGUCGUUGUUUCCAUGGCAUUUCGAGCAAAGGGGCAAAAAUCACUGCAAAUCCAGCAGUUAAGAAAGGGAUGUUUUCCUCUUCUCUCCUUUCUCUUUUAUUGGCUUAUGGAUCUGUUUUCAUACUUUUGCGCUAAAUGUUUGCUUUCUUGUGUACAAAUGUAGCAUUUAAUCCCCAAAAAUUUGUGAGGUGAAAAGGAGGCUCAUUUGGAUCUCAGCGUGAACCUGCCUGCUCACAUCGAAGCAGUUACAGCUUUUAUGAAAGGAACUCAUUUUCUGUCAUUUGCCCUCCUCGCAUCUAUGUUUCAUUAUUUAUCCGAGCACUAAUGUUCACAAGGGUUAGAGAAAAGGUUGUUUCAUGCCGGGCGUGUUCAGUCUCCUCUUAGUCUACAGUGCUCUGCAAAGCCAAAGAAUAAUGGAAAGCUCGAUCUCUGCUGUGAGGCAAUGAGCCCACACCCCCAAUCAUCACAGGACAUUUGCUUUAACACACAAUUGUUGUUAAUCAACAGGAGUUCCUGUCUGAGAUCAAUUAAAAUCAGUUUUCAAUUAGUUGCUUUUUGAUUGAGUGUCAUGAUUGUUGAAUGGUCAUCAGAGAAACAUGUUGAAAACCUAAAAAGUACAUUUUCUGGUUAGCAGCACUGACUCCAGGCUCCUCCCGCGGAUUAUUUAGAAGUAGUUUUUUCUGCUCGGAAGUAGUUUUGUAAUCGCACGGCCGUCCAGCACCAGAGAAUGUUUUUAUACGAGUCAGGGAAAACAAGGACAUCAUUACCUGUCAGAUUUUGUUUCGUGUUCCUAUAUUUACUCUGAUAUAGCCUGCACCCGCUGUCCCACGCACACCUCGCCGCUAGAGUAGUCGCAGCAUGCUGACCUGUAGAUCGCUUGUGGGGCUGCAAGCCUGAUAGAAAUUAAUAAUGAUAUGUAAUGCACUUUUCUGUACAGCCAACCUCCCGAUUCCAUCCUGAUCCCUGUUUCCCAUGAUGACCUCGCUCUUUCCCCAGCUCUUUUAUGUCUCUAUAUAAACGACAGAGCUGUUUUCCUUCGGAUGGAGCUGUUUAUUAUUGUUCAGAGUGAGGUGACUGAUGAAUAUAUGAAACAUAAAAAACAUAUUGGAUUUCACUUAUUUUAUUGCUUUCUUCAGUCACGAGGGGUAUUGUCGUUGUCAAUAUUACCGUAACUGCUUUGAUAUUUACACAUUUUUUAUUAUUUUGGUGCAAGAAUAGUUUUGCAUCUUGAUGUGAAUAUUAAAUGCAUGUUUUGCCACUUGGUGUUACAGUUUUUGUUUCGUUUCAAAUGGGGGGGAAAUAAUUUCAAUUAUAUAAUUAAAGCUUCUUUUUAUCACAUUUGAAAAAUUUGAAAACGUGUUUUUAUCAGAUUUAAGAGUUUGUCUCUAAGCUAUGUUGGGUUGGAAGAUUCUACAUGUUUGUGCUGAACACUGAAGUCCAGAUUAAGCCAAAUUUACUGUCGGUGAACAUAGAAACAUUGAGUUUUAUUAAAGGGAGCAUGAUCUUGUGAUUUGCUUCUCUUCAUCACAGUCUUUCUUGUCACAUGUUCUUACUUAUCUAAUAAUUCAGAGCUAAUUUCAUUUUGUUUCCAAAGCUGUACGUUAUUGACCUUUACAAUACUCCGGGAUCCUUCAAAACAAGCUUGUUUGUUUGCUUGAACAGUACAUCACUCCUUGUUUAUAUACCGCCGUCUAUAUGAGAUCUUUUGGCAUCCUGCACAGACUUUUGUAACCCUUCUCUUUUUUCUGGAUUGAAUGACGAAUUCCAAAUAAAUGAAUUUUCAA
Molecule: messenger RNA, 8351 nt
Organism: Cololabis saira (Pacific saury)
Lineage: Eukaryota; Metazoa; Chordata; Actinopteri; Beloniformes; Belonidae
Exons: 10
Coding region: 226-1860 (544 amino acids)
Source: RefSeq, a predicted model, not a curated record